Molecule: messenger RNA, 1444 nt
Organism: Macadamia integrifolia
Lineage: Eukaryota; Viridiplantae; Streptophyta; Magnoliopsida; Proteales; Proteaceae
Product: heavy metal-associated isoprenylated plant protein 35-like
Exons: 3
Coding region: 171-1142 (323 amino acids)
Molecular function (GO): metal ion binding
Source: RefSeq, a predicted model, not a curated record
UUCUUUUUUCUUCUUUUAAUCAGAACUUUCUCUGAAGUGUGAGCUAUAAAUAAGUAGAAUUCUACUUCACAUUUCCCCUCCCAGAGGUUUUACAAACGCAGACACCUCUCAGAGACGUUCACUUUUCCCUACGAGCAUCAAAGUUCAGACACUCGUCACUCUCUUUUUUCAUGGCGACCAAACCAGCUGAAGCAGCUUUGGAACCCUUGAAAUACCAGACAUGGGUCUUGAAAGUAUCCAUCCAUUGCGAAGGUUGCAAGAGAAAGGUCAAGAAGGUUCUGCAGAGCAUCGACGGCGUUUACACAACUACGAUCGAUUCCCAGCAACAGAAAGUUACAGUGACUGGGAAUGUCGACGCUGAGACACUCAUCAAGAAGCUUUUGAAGACGGGGAAACCCGCAGAGCUCUGGCCUGAUAAAGCUGAGAAGGAAGGGAAAAAAUCAGGGAAGGGGAAGAACGCCAAGAAACAUAACGACACAGAGAGCAUCGAGAAGGGCGAAGUGGUUGUCGAGGGAGAGAACAGAUCUCCAGAGAACGAAGAACCCAAAACUGCUUCCACGGAUAAAAGCACAGGCAAAAGUAGCGACGGUGGCGGUGCAAACAAGAACACCGGCGGCGGCGGCGAUGAAAACAAUGAGACGGCGAAGCCCGAUGGAAAGAAGGGACAGAAUUCGAACGCCGGCACGGACCAGAAGGACGUGACCGGAGAAGGCGACGGAGCAGCUGAGAAAAGCGGCAGUGGCAAUGGAGGUAAAAAGAAGAAAAAUAAAGGGCAAAAAGGAACUGACGUCAACAACGAGGGUGUGGGUAAAACCUCCGGCGAUACAGCGGCGACCACUGGAUCGGUAGCUACUCCUGCUCCGGUCCCUACGGAGCCAGCCGCAGCGUUCACCAAUAUCAACCCUCCAGGUCAUCAAGGAUACCCGUAUCCAUACCCGUACCCAUACCCAUACCCUACCUACGUUGCUCCUCGCGUAUUGAGUUACCACACGGCGCAUCCUAGCGCGAGCUACACCUAUGCUCGGCCACCGCCGUAUUCUCAUACGUACACGGCUGCGGAGUCUUACUCACCUCCACGACAACCGGCGGAUUCUUUCGAGAUGUUCAGUGAUGAGAAUGCCCACGGUUGCGUGAUCAUGUGAUUUCCGGUUCUACCACAUGGUUCAGCGGUUCAUGGAGAUAUGGGUUAAACCUAAGCUUAUACUACUCGUUUUAGCUCAAGGCUAUUUUUGUAACAAUGUACAUUUAAAGGGGGAAGGAAUAUUAGAAUUAUAAAAAGAAGGGUCUUAGAGGAUGAACCAAUAAUAUUGGUUUUGUCUUGGGGGAGGGGGGUGUUUCUGGGUUUUUCGUAACUAGUUGUCCUUGUUUUGCAUUUUCCCUACUUGCUUUUGUUAAAAUGUUAUUAGCCCUGUAAUGACUUAGUUAAACUACUUGAAUCAAUCAA